CAGUAGACUGCACACAAUCGUAGCGAAAUAACGAGUACUAACAAACGUAUAUACUACUUAAAGCUUUCAGUAGGGUACUAGAAUUUCUCAGUGCUGCUUAUAAAUAGUAUUAACCGGACAUUAGCCACCGUCAGUCGUGCACGAAUCGUGUCAUCGUAGAUUCUGAUAUCAGUGCCGCAAGAAAUCAACGUCGAUUCAAGAAGAUGGCAUCCAGCGUACCACUAGUGAAGCUAAACAAUGGCAAGUCGAUUCCGAUUCUCGGCCUCGGAACGUGGGGCUCGCCACCAGGAGAAGUCGCCCAAGCCGUCAAGGAUGCAAUUGAUAUCGGUUACCGCCACAUCGACGGUGCCCAUGUUUACCAGAACGAGCACGAAGUAGGCGAGGGUGUCAACGCUAAGAUAAAGGAAGGCGUUGUUAAACGCGAGGAUCUGUUCAUCACGAGUAAACUGUGGAACACGUUCCACCGACCCGAGCUGGUCGAAGGAGCCUGCCGAACGACGCUGAAAAAUCUCAACCUGAGCUACGUAGAUCUCUACCUAAUUCACUGGCCGAUGGGUUACAAGGAAGGCGAUGAGUUGUUCCCCAGCGAUGCCGACGGUAAAACAGCCUACUCGGAUGUGGACUACGUGGACACGUACAAAGCGAUGGAGAAACUGGUCGAGCUGGGUUUGGCCAAGAGUAUCGGCAUUUCGAACUUCAACUCCAAGCAGGUCGAGCGCAUUCUAGCCGCUGCCAAGAUCAAACCGGUUGUCAAUCAGGUUGAGUGCCAUCCGUACCUAGCGCAGGCUAAACUGUCACCCUUCUGCACUAGCCGGGGUAUCGUCAUUACAGCGUACAGCCCACUCGGAUCACCGAAUCGUCCUUGGGCUAAGCCUGACGAUCCACAAUUGAUGGAGGAUCCUAAGAUCGUCGCCAUCGCGAAGAAGUACAACAAAACUCCGGCCCAGAUUUUGAUUCGUUACCAGAUUCAGCGUGGUCAUGUCGUUAUUCCGAAAUCGGUCACCAAAUUGCGCAUUCAGUCUAACUUUGAGGUGUUUGAUUUCGAGCUGACCGAGGAUGAUAUGAAGCUGAUUACUUCGUUCGACUGUAACGGACGUCUGGUGCCUAUUUCGAGCGCUGAUACAAGCCCGCACUACCCCUUUCAUGAUGAUUUCUAAGACUGCACAGUGGAAGAACGGUCGUCGUAGAGAGAAACGCGCUACCGGUCACCCUUAUCAUCCAUUUGAGAAAGACGAGUUUUAAAUCAUCAAUGUGUACUAGAAAGUAACACUGGUAAUCGAGGAAAUCACACGACGUUAUACUCACAGGCAUACAAUUAGCAGUGGAACGUUGCGUGCACCAUUUUUUCGUUCUUUGAAUAAAUGUUUAUCUGCUUUGCUGAAGGAA
Messenger RNA from Wyeomyia smithii (pitcher-plant mosquito), 1386 nucleotides. RefSeq names its product aldo-keto reductase family 1 member B1-like. The record is from RefSeq and is a predicted model, not a curated record. Bases 204 to 1157 code for a protein of 317 amino acids. The transcript has 6 exons. Gene Ontology annotation, molecular function: aldose reductase (NADPH) activity. Lineage: Eukaryota; Metazoa; Arthropoda; Insecta; Diptera; Culicidae. Gene Ontology annotation, cellular component: cytosol.